GGACUCAGCUGGGCGGCCGCGCGGGAAGCUGGGACAAGAUGGCGACAGUGAGGCGGGAGCUGCCGCGGAGACUGGUGGGCUUGGCGUCCCUCCGGGCUGUCAGCACCUCAUCUGUGGGUACUUUCCCAAAGCGGGUGAAAAUUGUGGAAGUCGGUCCCCGAGAUGGACUACAAAAUGAAAAGAAUAUCGUACCUACCCCUGUGAAAAUCAAGCUGAUAGACAUGCUUUCUGAAGCCGGACUUCCCGUUAUAGAAGCCACCAGCUUUGUGUCCCCUAAGUGGGUUCCCCAGAUGGCUGACCACACUGAAGUCUUGAAGGGCAUCCAGAAAUUUCCUGGCAUCAACUACCCAGUCCUGACCCCAAAUUUCAAAGGCUUCCAGGCAGCGGUUGCUGCUGGAGCCAAGGAAGUGAGCAUCUUUGGAGCUGCCUCGGAGCUCUUCACCAAGAAGAACAUCAACUGCUCCAUUGACGAGAGUGUGCGGCGGUUCAGCGACAUCCUGCAGGCAGCUCGGGCAACCAGCAUCCCUGUGCGGGGGUAUGUCUCCUGUGUGCUUGGAUGCCCCUAUGAAGGGAAGAUCUCCCCGGCCAAAGUAGCUGAGGUUGCCAAGAAGAUGUACUCAAUGGGCUGCUACGAGAUCUCCCUGGGGGACACCAUCGGCGUGGGCACCCCUGGGGGCAUGAAGGAUAUGCUGUCUGCUGUCAUGUACGAGGUGCCAGUGGCUGCCCUGGCUGUCCACUGCCAUGACACCUAUGGCCAGGCCCUGGCCAACACCUUGAUGGCCCUGCAGAUGGGAGUGAGUGUCGUGGACUCUUCUGUGGCAGGACUUGGAGGCUGUCCCUAUGCACAGGGGGCAUCGGGAAACUUGGCUACGGAGGACCUCGUCUACAUGCUGGCAGGCUUGGGCAUUCACACGGGUGUGAACCUCCAGAAGCUCCUGGAAGCUGGGACCUUUAUCUGUCAAGCCCUGAACAGAAAAACCAGCUCUAAAGUGGCUCAGGCUACCUGUAAACUGUGAGUCCCCUGCCCACCCGAAGCCCUGGGGACUGUGUGGGACUAGGGGCAUGGAUGAUGCACCAAUGAGUACAUGGAAAUGGAAAUGAAAUUCACAGGAGGAGGCACCUCACCACCAGCCCUGCACAUAGGUCUGUCCUGGCAGAAAGGAGCCGACAGACAGGAGCUGCUUGGCUUCAGGCCCUCCCUGCCUGACCUGAGCAUGAGGGAGAGGCUUUGGGGGCUAGAGGUCUCCUUUCACCACGGACUCAGCAGUCAGGCGUUGAAUGCCUGAGGGCACUUGGGAACCCAAUUCCCCGGCUUGGGUUGAUCCUCAAGUCUCAUCUCUGAUGAAAUCUGCCAGCGGCUCCUCUACACAGCUGGGCCCUGCCGUAGCCUUGGGGCCAUUGCUCUCUGAUGUCACAGGGCAAAGGGCAGGAGUUUCUCCCCAGGCUGGCAGAGGGCAUUUGCUGAAGGGGUGAGGGCUGAGCUGCUGUGCUGGCCACCUGCCAACUCCAGCACUUCUGGAAAAUCUCCACUCUAUGGUGAUUUUUGAAAACAGUUUAUGUAAUUAAGGUUUAAUGACCCAGAACCA
Molecule: messenger RNA, 1586 nt
Organism: Ceratotherium simum simum (southern white rhinoceros)
Lineage: Eukaryota; Metazoa; Chordata; Mammalia; Perissodactyla; Rhinocerotidae
Gene: HMGCL
Product: 3-hydroxy-3-methylglutaryl-CoA lyase
Biological process (GO): ketone body biosynthetic process; L-leucine catabolic process
Cellular component (GO): mitochondrion
Molecular function (GO): hydroxymethylglutaryl-CoA lyase activity
Source: RefSeq, a predicted model, not a curated record